This is a messenger RNA of Marmota flaviventris (yellow-bellied marmot), 2404 nucleotides long. It is a transcript of the gene Ttll6, whose product is annotated as tubulin tyrosine ligase like 6. The record is from RefSeq and is a predicted model, not a curated record. Gene Ontology annotation, biological process: microtubule cytoskeleton organization; protein polyglutamylation. Gene Ontology annotation, molecular function: tubulin-glutamic acid ligase activity; tubulin binding. NCBI's taxonomy places the organism in Eukaryota, Metazoa, Chordata, Mammalia, Rodentia, Sciuridae. Gene Ontology annotation, cellular component: ciliary basal body.
UCUGUCUCUGUCUUGUGCUUUCCUUUUUCUCUUUUCCAGAUGAUUGGUGAUUAAUCUAUCCAGCUGCCGGUAUGAGAGUGUGCGUAGGGUGGCCCAACAGUAUGGCCUUCGAGAGGGAGGUGACAACGAUGACUGGACUCUGUACUGGACGGACUACUCGGUAUCACUGGAGAGGGUGAUGGACAUGAAGAGCUACCAGAAGAUCAAUCACUUCCCUGGGAUGAGUGAAAUCUGCCGCAAGGACUUGCUGGCUAGGAAUAUGAGCCGCAUGUUAAAGAUGUUCCCUAAAGAUUUCCACUUUUUCCCUAGGACCUGGUGUCUUCCUGCUGACUGGGGAGAUUUGCAGACCUAUAGCAGGUCAAGAAAAAAUAAGACAUACAUUUGUAAGCCGGACUCAGGUUGCCAAGGGAGAGGUAUAUUCAUCACCCGCACUGUGAAAGAAAUCAAACCAGAGGAGGAUAUGAUCUGUCAGCUCUAUAUUUCAAAGCCCUUUAUUAUUGAUGGGUUCAAGUUUGACCUACGGAUUUAUGUGCUGGUGACAUCAUGUGACCCUCUCAGGAUUUUUGUGUACAAAGAAGGACUGGUCCGCUUUGCUACCACUUCUUACUCUUACCCCUGCACAGACAACCUGGAUGAUAUUUGCAUGCACCUGACUAAUUAUUCCAUUAAUAAGCACAGUUCCAACUUCAUUCAAGAUGCUUACUGUGGCAGCAAGAGGAAGCUCUCUACCUUCAACACGUACAUGGAGAACCACGGCUUCAAUGUGGGACAGAUAUGGAGGGCUAUCGAGGAUGUCAUCAUCAAGACAAUCAUCUCGGCUUACCCAGUCAUCAAACAUAACUACCACACCUGCUUCCCUGGCCACACACUUAACAGUGCCUGCUUUGAAAUCCUGGGCUUCGACAUCUUAUUGGACCACAAACUCAAACCCUGGCUGCUGGAGGUCAACCACUCUCCAAGCUUCUCUACUGACUCCCGGUUGGAUAAAGAUGUGAAAGACAGUCUGCUGUAUGACACCCUGGUACUGAUCAAUCUGGAAAGUUGUGACAAAAAGAAAGUCUUGGAGGAGGAGAGAAAGCGGGGGCAGUUCCUGCAGCAGUGUCCCUCCCGGGAGGUCAGGAUUGAGGAAGCCAAGGGUUUCCAAGCAGUGCAGUUACAGAAAACAGAGAAAUAUGAGAAGGAAAAUUGUGGCGGGUUCCGGCUGAUUUAUCCCACUCUGAAUUUGGAGAAGUAUGACAAGUUUUUCCAGCACAAUUGCUCCCUCUUCCAGAAUACUGCUGCUUCCAGGGCUCGGGAGUUGUAUGCCCGGCAACUGAUCCAGGAGCUGAGACUGAAACAGGAGAAGCAAUCCUUCCAAAUGAAAGAGAAGAAGGUGGAGAUGCAGGGAGAGUCAGAGAUAGCCGGCGAGAAAGCAAGGGGCAAGAGCACCAAGAACCAGCAGAAAAAACAACAGAAACACAAGACCACCGCCCACAGCCCCAAACAAUACUUCCGGCCAUUGGCAUUAGUGUCCUGCACACCUGAGUUGCUCUUAAGUGUCAAAGAUGUAAAGAAGAAUGAAACAGGCAGUAGCCUUGACCAGGAGGCCGCAAAGAAGAAGACUGAUUCUGCUCCCUGCAAGCCUAUCUCUGCAAGACACUGCAGAUCUGUACCUGACAUGAGGCGGUUAAGACUCAAUUCCUCUGGGUUACAGUGCUGUGAAACCAAUUCCAGAAUCAAGAUGGCCAAGUCAGUCAAUGAAGUGAACAUAUUUUCUAGUACCAUGCCCUUAACCUCAGUAGAAACUACCCCUGAAUCUACCACCUGGGACUCAACCUCUCCAGAGUUGCUACCAAGCCUGACACUGACCACCAGCUCUGAAUGCAGCAGCCCAGAAAUUGUCAGGAUAGUAUCCUUUAAAUAUAAGCAGCAGCAGAUUCCCCAGAAGCUCAUCCAGGAGAACAUAUCAAAACCUUCUGUGCCUACAAAAUCCUGGAGCUUCUCGCACAAUUUGAACCCAAGCUGGGCUUUGCUAAAGAAUGACACGAAGGAGAAGCAUCUGGUGUCAGAGCUAUUGGCAAAGCUUCGGUUAAGAGGGAGGCUCUCCUUGUUCCCAGCUUACUGCAGCCCGAAGCAGGUGCUGAGUGACAUGUCACAAAAAUCCUUCCUGCCAAGGAAGGGCUUCUCCUUUAGCCACAGCCCUGGUGAGAAGACGCAGAUGGAUGUGCCCUCCCUCCUCCUCUUGCAGAACCCUCACAGCUCUGACUAUUCUCUGAAGGACCUUCUGGUGGUUGCCACUCCAGCCCGACUGGAUCCAAGGCCUUGCAGGAGCCAUACAGGUGCUAUGAGGAACCCCCAUAUACAGGAGCAAGAAGCAUACAGCCACUGCCUGAUCUCUGGCCAAAAAGGAUGUGAAAGGAACUAG